CCCAGGAGCCAGCCCGAGUCUUUCCCAGAGGCUGCGGCGGCCCCGGGGGAGCAGCGGCUACGGAGCCCGAAGGUGGCGACAUGGCCAUUGCCUCGGAAGAUGGGUUUUACCACCACUCCAACUCCAUGUACAAAGCUCCAAACAGCGCUCCACCAGAUGAACAGUCCCCCUUGCUUGAGGAACAUCCCGGAAGCCAUUAUAGCUCCCCCAAGCCUCAUGAUCGCUACCAUGGAGCCUACAUCAUCUUCUUCAGCAUGGGAAUUGGCUCCCUGCUGCCCUGGAACUUCUUUGUCACUGCGAAGGAGUAUUGGAUGUACAAACUGCAGAACUGCUCUUCCCAGGGAGCCUCAGACAUUCAGAGCUAUUUUGAGAGUUACAUCUCCAUCGCCUCCACAGUGCCUGCUGUUCUGUGCCUCAUAGGGAACUUCUUGUUAGUCAACAGGGUGUCGGUCCACGUUCGCGUCUUGACCUCCUUGGCCAUUCUGCUGGUGGUGUUCGUGGUGAUAACGGUGUUGGUGAAAGUGGACACUUCUUCAUGGCCCUUUUCCUUUUUUGUCAUCACCAUCAUCUGCAUGGUGGUCCUCAGUGGCACUGCCACCAUCUUCAACAGCAGUAUCUUUGGCCUUGCCGCCUCCUUCCCCAUGAGGAAUUCUCAGGCUCUGAUGUCAGGUGGGGCCAUGGGUGGGACCAUCAGUGCAGUGGCCUCAUUGGUGGAUCUGGCAGCAUCCGAAGAUGUGACUAGCUGUGCCCUGGCUUUCUUUCUGACAGCAGACAUCUUCAUCGUGAUCUGCAUUGGGUUGUAUCUGAUCCUUCCCAAGCUUGAGUAUGCCAGGUAUUACAUGAAAUCAGUUCAACCAUGCCACGUAUUUUCAGGUGGUUCCUUCAGUGAUGAGGAGCAGACUUCAAGCUUCCCUAAACCUCCACCACAGACCAGCAGGACAACAGACCCCAGCAUGCCACCUCUCCCCUUCAUCCUGAAGAAGACAGCUAUGCUAGGCUUCUGUGUUGUCUAUGUCUUCUUCAUCUCCAUCAUCAUUUUCCCUGCCAUUUCUUCCAAUAUUGAGUCAGUCAACAAGAGUUCUGGAUCUCUGUGGACCAAUAAGUUUUUUGUCCCUCUCACCAGCUUCCUCCUGUACAAUGUUGCUGACUUGUGUGGCCGACAGAUCCCUGCCUGGAUUCAGGUCCCAAGGCCCAAAAGCAAACUCCUCCCUGCACUAGUUCUCCUAAGGACAUUUUUUAUUCCUCUUUUCAUCUUCUGCAAUUAUCAGCCCCGGCACCACCUGGAGAAGGUAUUCUUUAAUUCUGAUAUAUACCCAUCUAUCUUCAUCUCACUCUUGGGAUUUAGCAAUGGCUACCUCAGCACCUUGGCACUAAUGUAUGGCCCUAAGAUCAUGUCCAAGGAGCUGGCUGAGGCUACUGGGGUGCUGAUGUCAUUUUAUAUAUGUCUGGGUUUAGCUUUGGGUUCAGCCUGCUCUGCCUUGGUGGUCCAUCUCAUCUAGGAAGACAGAAAAAUAUGGCAGUCCUUGUACCACUCUGGCCCUUGAAGACAUUUCAAGAGCAAAGCAAAACAUCAUGGGAAGUAACAGAUAGGGUACCCAUGGUGCCCUGGAGAAGGUGCUCUGAGUCUUCUAUAAGGAACCUUUUGAAGAAGAGAAAGAUCCAUUGGUCAAUCAUGGACCAUUGAUUGAUUUCUGUUACCUGCUAUUUUGGAGAGAACCAAAGUAAGCUGAAGACCUGGCUGCAUGCAAGCAAUUGGAAGGCUAAAUGGGGGAAUAAAGAUAUGUCCAGACAUGUAAAGAACAUAUGGUUCUCUGAAAGAAGCAUUAUAUAUUAGACAUUUGAACUUGACUAAAAGGGACACUGAGAAGAAGGGUGGGGGUAGGGAAUGGAAGGCCAGCAUUGGAGUCUUGAAGACUGCCAUUGAUACACACUAACUGUGCUGCUGUGGUCAUAUCUCUUCCUCUCUCCAUGGCUCAGGCAACUCUGUAAGACUCAAGAUUGCAGAUGAGUUGUCAAGCUGCAUCGUUGGAGGGCAUUUCCACUCUGGGAUUUCCCUAAAUUGGUGAAAUCACAAGCCCAGGCCAAAAUGAGACAUUCUGUCUUUAAGUAUAUUCCUUAUUUGCUAUGGGUCUUACAAUCGAAUUUUUUUUAAUAGUUGGGCACAGGUUUCUUACUCCUCUUAUCCAGUCAUUCACCCUCUUACUUUUGUAGUUAGUGCCAAAACCCACCCAGAAAACUCUUUAUACUAAACUUGAGUUCUUUGGUGGA
Molecule: messenger RNA, 2268 nt
Organism: Vombatus ursinus (common wombat)
Lineage: Eukaryota; Metazoa; Chordata; Mammalia; Diprotodontia; Vombatidae
Gene: SLC29A3
Product: solute carrier family 29 member 3
Exons: 6
Coding region: 81-1499 (472 amino acids)
Biological process (GO): nucleoside transmembrane transport
Cellular component (GO): plasma membrane; Golgi apparatus
Molecular function (GO): nucleoside transmembrane transporter activity
Source: RefSeq, a predicted model, not a curated record